Funneliformis geosporum is the source of this 720-nucleotide messenger RNA. Lineage: Eukaryota; Fungi; Glomeromycota; Glomeromycetes; Glomerales; Glomeraceae. The record is from the annotation of a GenBank genome assembly.
AAACUAAAGGAAACUACUUGAUAAAAGCUAAUUGUGCCAAGUGUGGAAAGAACAAGUUUUGCCCUCCUCGCCAAUUCAACCUACUUUUGACUACCAACUUAGAAAUUACCGAUGGAAAAGAAAAUGUAGUCUAUUUACGACCCGAAACUUGCCAAGGAAUAUUUAUUAAUUUUGCGGCUAUCCAACGAAGCACCCGCCGGCAACUUCCUUUUGGUAUCGGUCAAAUUGGUAAAAGUUUUCGCAAUGAAAUCACGCUUCACCAUGGAAUUUUCCGGACCCGUGAAUUUGAACAAUUAGAAUUAGAAUUUUUUUGCCGAAGCGAGGAAACAAAAACCAAACAAGUAAAUUUGAAUAAAGAAGAAUUACCUCAUUACGCUAAAAAAACCUUGGAUCUUUAUUUUAAUUAUCAUUUUGGCGAGGGUGAAUUAUGUAGUAUUAGCGACCGCGGCAGUUACGAUUUAACUCAACAUGGUCAGCACUCCCAAGAAUUUUUAGGGAUAAAAGAAAAUAAUCAAGAAAUUAUUCCCGAAGUAAUCGAAAUUUCGUUUGGUGUAGAAAGAUUAAUGUUAGCGACUUUGGAAGACGCUUACCAGAAAGAAACGGUGGCUAGUUCUCAAUUAACUCGCGAGGUUUUGAAGCUUCACCCGCUUUUAGCUCCUUAUUUUGUAGCGGUAAUCCCUGCCAAAAACUCUUUGCGAGAAAAGUCCUAUCAGUUAUAUU